GAAGCCCGGCAGGACUUCUCUCCAUCGUCAUGGAUAGACUGGCCUUCUGCUGCCUGCUCUUCGUGGGACUCCUGAACCCACUCCUGUCCCUUCCAGUCCCUGACACCGGGGAGAAGGCUCCUCAGCAUCCAGUGCUUGAAGAAGAUGCUCGGCUGGCUCUGGAAGAGCUGGAGAGGGUUGCCCUCCUGCAGACACUCCGACAGACAGUGGGCACAGAGGCAGGUGGAGGCCUCAGCGAAGCAGAUCCCAAUGAUGAUACUCCCACCCCAAGGGGAAGCUUGAGAAAGGCUUUCUCUGGACAAGAUUCUAACACUGUACUGAGUCGUCUUUUGGCAAGAACCAGGAAACAACAUAAACAACACGGGACUGUCUCGGAGUGCUUCUGGAAAUACUGCAUUUGAAGAGAUAGGAACAUCAAAUAUCUCAUCAGAAUCACCACUUUAGAAAACUAAAAAAGGAAGAUGCCUGAAGACAAAUCAGGCUAA
Arvicola amphibius (Eurasian water vole) is the source of this 485-nucleotide messenger RNA. It is a transcript of the gene Uts2, whose product is annotated as urotensin 2. Lineage: Eukaryota; Metazoa; Chordata; Mammalia; Rodentia; Cricetidae. The record is from RefSeq and is a predicted model, not a curated record. Gene Ontology annotation, biological process: regulation of blood pressure; blood vessel diameter maintenance. Bases 30 to 401 code for a protein of 123 amino acids. Gene Ontology annotation, molecular function: hormone activity. The transcript is spliced from 4 exons. Gene Ontology annotation, cellular component: extracellular region.